GCUUUGCCAGCCCCGAGCCGAGGCUGCUGAGAACCAGCCCUCGACCUCUACUUGAGGGUCCUUCCUCUGAAGACGUCACCAGUGUGUGGAGCCUGCCCCACACCCACCCCCUGCCAAACCACGGCCUUUACCUGUGUCUUCCGGUGUUUCCCGUGCGACCCAUCCUGUGGGAGUGCCUCGUGGGCUGCCCCAGAGCUCACCCCACGCUCAGCGGCGCCAAUGGUGAAGAUGACAAGAUCCAAGACUUUCCAGGCAUAUCUGCCCUCCUGCCAUCGGACCUAUAGCUGCAUUCACUGCAGGGCUCACUUGGCCAAUCAUGAUGAACUCAUUUCCAAGUCGUUCCAAGGAAGUCAAGGACGAGCAUACCUCUUUAACUCAGUAGUUAAUGUGGGCUGUGGGCCUGCAGAGGAGCGAGUGUUGCUCACCGGACUACAUGCAGUUGCAGACAUUUACUGUGAAAACUGCAAAACCACUCUGGGCUGGAAAUAUGAACAUGCUUUUGAAAGCAGCCAGAAAUAUAAAGAAGGCAAAUACAUCAUUGAACUAGCACACAUGAUCAAGGACAAUGGCUGGGACUGAUCCGACACCAUCUACCCAACCCAGUGUCCAUGUGAAUGCCAUCUAACUGAACAUUCUACCCAAGCGUGAGAGAGUGACUGAACACUUGGUUCCAUCCAUUUAGGGGCCUUCCCAUCUGGGGCAUCCUCCCACACUGACACCAUCUUUCUGGUGACCGGCCUCUAAAUUGCCGUCUCUCUGUCUCUUUGCUUUGUAUCUGUUUGUGAGUUGAUCCUGGCUUCUCUCUCUGUUCUAGUGUUGGCUGAAAACAAAAACAACAAAAGGAACAGAUCCUUGACCACAUGGCGGCAGCCCACCUUGGAAAGGGCCCCAGGGCCCAUGCAAGAGCUGCCUGAUGGCCUCUUGUCAGGAAAGCAGUGACGUGGCACGUGGGCAUUAGGAAGAGGGAAAAGGGGGAAUCCCAAGGGUCCUGGGAAUGGGCAGAGGGUGGGAGGGUUGAGGUAGGAACAAAAUUGCACUGCUCCUGGAGACCUGGUAACUUAGGCUUGAAAUAAUCAACCUGUCUAAAAGGACAAAGAGAAAAAAAAUAUACCUCAUGGCUGCAAUAUCUCUGAUCAGAAGCUUCUGUACGUGACACCACGUGUGCCAGGAUAGCAAAUGAGCACAAGCAGUGGCCCUAAUUCUAGCUGACAGGGCAAGAGCCUAGUUCUCUUGGGCUGAGCUGGGGCAUGUACUGGCAGCAGUGAGUGAGAUAGGUGAGGCCCUGAUGAGUUCUGAUCUGGUUCCUCACUCGGCCCCUGGGCAAUCAUCUCUGCUUCCUUAGCCACUGUGUGUGAGGGCAGAGGACACUGGCAAUGUACGCAAGGUGCAAAUGUCCCAAAGGCUUUGACCAGCAACCAAGUAAAAUCAGGAAUUCAGGCAAGCAGCGAAUAAGAGAGGGGCUGGUGCUUGGGAGCUCCUAAAGAAAUAGCUCAGAUUUUGAGCCAGAAAAAUUUAAAGUACAAAUAUUAGCAAUGCUGACCGUCUACCCCUUUUCCCUGACCCUUAGCAAUACUGAUUCGUAUUGCCAGGGGAAGAAGCUGACUGGAACAGUAUGAAGAAUAGUUCAGAUUUGAACCAGUCCAGGUUAGGUGCAUCUUUGCUCUUUGGAUACGCAGUGGCUUCGGUGGGAUCAGCGAUUCUUUGUAGUGUUCAGGGUGUUUUUCUGUGGAAGAUAAAGGCCUUGAGCCUAGGGAUCACCUGGUUGGUUACUCUUCUUGGACCUUCAGUGUCUUAUGUGGAGAGAAAUCUGUCAGACUGGUCCAGCAAUGAGGAGGGGUUACAAAUCCGAAUAUUACCCCCUUUCUCCUCCCCCUCCCUAUGCAAACUUCAGAGCAUUAGGGAAGUGAAGAACAGAUCCCUUACAAAAAAAAAGGCUUACAAAAAAAAGUUUGAUCCAUUUCAUCAACACUGUGAAGUCUCCUCUGCAGCCAUUCAUCCAGGUACAUGGUGCAGGACUGAAACUCCAAUUUCAUUUCUUAGACUGAAAAUAUUAAGAUACUUGCAGAUGAGGUAAUUCAAACCUUCUAGUCCUCCAAGCAGGCUGCUCCUAUAGGAAAAUUCACCUUAACAGCCUCACAAAGAGUGGGUUCAUGGAGAUAAGAAUUUGUAAAGUUGGUUAAGAGUAAAGCUGCAAACCCUCAGACAUUUUCAGAAUCUCAUCAGCAACAGAACGAAAUUCCCAUAAGAAAGGAGUCUACGAUGGAAAUACCUUUUGUGUCUCCAUGUGCUGACUGUAGAAUGGGAGAUUUGAGACAGUCAUGGUCCUGCCCUGCCCCUGGCAGAUGGCAGGAUGACAGAAAACAGGGUAGUUCCAUGUUUGGCAAUAAGCGUGCCUCUCCUCUUUAAAGACAGAAGGAUUUCUAGAAAUUGAAUUUUGGACUGGCAUGGAGACAUACCACUAUAAUCCCAGCAAUUUGGGAGGCUGAGGUAGGAGGAACUCAAGUUCCAGACCAGCCUCAACAACUUAUUGAGACCCUAUCUCAAAAUAAAAAGGGCUACGGAUGUAGUUUAGUGGUAGAGUGCCCCUGGGUUCAGUCCCUAGUACCAAGGGGGAAAACAUUGAAUUUUGUUCUCCAGGGCUUCUUGUCUAAGAAGUAGCCGUAGAGAUUAAGUUGUUCUCCCUCCCUUUAUUGCAAGGCAGACUGAGGUUCAGAAGUAUUUAAUUUCUGCUCCCAGGCCCAAGUUUUCAAACAUUUUCCAACUUUCACAUUCCUAAGCUGGCUUGCCAUGACAGAAAUCAUGGAUUUCCCCCUCUUUUCCUCCUGAAGCAAGUGGCCUUCAUUUGUGGAUUCAGUUAGAUAGACCCUUUGCUCAGGGACUAUCCUGGCUAUUAAGAGUCUCUUUCAUAAAAAGAAAAUGGGAUUAAAUGAAGACAGGUGUUUUGUCUUUAAAUCUACAGUUUUAAGGUAGUCACGUGGACAUGGGAUGUCCUAGAAUUGUCAAGGGGCAGAGAAGGAGACCAAUGUGCCACUGUUCUUCCUUGGAGAUGGGGCCUUUGACUGUAGCAUGGAUCAGAGCAGUUUCCAAUCAGACCCUGCUGCUGGGUUUUUUCCAGUCACCAUCCAUUGAGCAUCCAGUGGGUGGAUGGCACCAUACUUGGUGCAAGAGAUCUGAGUAGAGUGUAGGUUUUUCCAUAACUACAGGGGGAAAAACAACUCAUUAGGCUUCCCUUUGUGUCAGUGAAACCAAAAGUGCUUCUUAUAACUAGCUCUAUUUGUGGUUUGUCUAUCAUUUAGCAGUAUUGGAGAGGCCACAGCUGAGCAAUGGAGACCCGUCAACCCCCAUGGCCUUGGUCAGUUUAUUCUUUAAUUUUCUCACCAAAUUAUUGACCCAGAGCAUAACCAAAGACCUCAUCCAUUCACCCUAAGUAGGUUCAGGGAAUUGGAGUUUGUUGAUUAAACUCGGGGGUGGAGUUACGGGGAGAAGGGAAAAGGAGAAGUGAGAAAGGGAAAAGCGGGAAGUUCUAUACCUCAGCCAGCAGCUGCCUUCAUUUUGAACUGAAGACCAGCUAGCAGAUUUGUGUUCCAGCCCCCCUGCACCACCCUAGGUCAUAUGGCCUUGGCCACCCUGAAGUGCACCCAGGCCUCCACCCCCGCCCCUGGGAUAUUAGUCUCAGGCUGCUGAUGGGUUGAUUUGACAUAAAUCAAAUAGAGCCAAACUUGAUGCCCACAAGUUCUCAGCUGGGUCUGAGUACUACCCCAGCUCCUGUGACCACAAGAUCACAUACACAGGGUAAAGUUAGUCUUUACUAGUGGGUCAGUGUGUGCAAAGAGGUGUCCCCUUUAUGAUAAGAUUUUCAAGUAGAUAUAUCUAUACAUAUAUAUAUGAAAAAAAAGUUGCUUGUGAAAUAUACUUUUGUAAAUAAUAUUUAAUUUUUUAAAUAAUAUAUUUGGUGCUGUUUUCUCAGAUCCCCUGAGAGCACUUUUUAUUUUAAUUCUAUGAUUUCCUCUGCAUUUCUUGAAAUAUAUUUUAAGGGAAACAGUAAUCACCAAUGUACUUUUUUUUCUUCUUUUUUGAGGAUAUCUCACUUUAAUCUGGAUUAAGGCUUUAAAGCAAUGCCUGUCUGUAUCCCCCACUACCACCACCCUACCAUGGAACAGACUCUGCAGUAAAUUACCAGGUUGAAAACGGAAAUAUUUUCUUGCACUAAUAUUGACUAGAAAAGAAAAUAAAUAAAACCAAGUAAAUUUAGUAGUAACAAUUUAGAGUAAUUACACUUGUUGGGGGAAAAAAAUCCAACAAAUCAGGAUCUUGAAUUUGAUUGACUGUGUGUGUGUGUGAGAGAGAGAGAGAGAAUGUGAGUGAAAGCAUUUUGGAUUGUGCCUCCUGUUUUUUCUUUUGGGGGACACUGUAACUAUAGUUUACACUGUGGGCACAUAAGGUUUUUCUUCUUUCUCUCUGGUUGUUUUUGUUUCUGAGUGGACCAACAGCACAAACCACGAGAUCUUUGUUUUCCUGAGCACAGAGCUGUUGCAUUUUGUUCCUUUUUUUCUUUGUGUGCUCAACUUUCACAGACUGCAAAGGAAAUUUGUUUGCAAAGAGCAAGCAGAGUCAAAUCUGUACUUUUAACUGAGAUGUGAGCGUAUUAAUCACGUGUCCCAGGGCUCUGGUUGUUUUAGAAGCCACAUCAUGUUAAACAUUAACUGGUUUGGGUUAAAAGAACGUUAAUAACAUAAUACACAUACCUUCUAGGUAAACAGCUUUUUUUUUUUAAGGUCAGAUUGCCUCAGGUUCAUGAAGAGGCUGGGAAAUCAAAUCUUGAAUACAAUCAAUUCACAUAUUUUAAAAUAAUCUGCCACAAAGGCGAAAACAUGCUAGUCCUAUGAGAAGAGAAAAAGAUUAAUUUUUUUAAAAAGUAUGGUCAUAAAAUUUACUGGCAGUAGAAGAUAAAGCCAAGAAACAAGGAUUCUCUUGUUACCCAGUUCUAUCUGCCCAUGUGUUUUAUAACAUUUUGGUGAAAGUGGGAGUUGGUUCCCUUUUCCCAACCUGCAGAGACUAUCUUACAAUACAGAAUCUAUUUAUGCUUGUGUUUACAAACUGUAUUUGUUGGGUUUGGGUUGUUUUGUUUUUGUCUUUGUUGGCAUUUUUUCAGGUCACUUGGCUUUGAUAACAAAGGUAAUUGUUAUCAAAUAAUUUGUCUUCACCUUUUCCUGUAUUUGUACAUAGUGAUGCAGUAUUAGAGAAGUGCAUUGUUUCUGUCAUAUUUCUGAUCUGUGUUGGUGCUCAUUUGAGAAAAUAAAGUUUUCAAAUAUUAA
This is a messenger RNA of Ictidomys tridecemlineatus (thirteen-lined ground squirrel), 5315 nucleotides long. It is a transcript of the gene Ypel2, whose product is annotated as yippee like 2. The record is from RefSeq and is a predicted model, not a curated record. NCBI's taxonomy places the organism in Eukaryota, Metazoa, Chordata, Mammalia, Rodentia, Sciuridae.